ACCAAAAGUGCAUGGGCAGAGAGAAAAAAAAAAAAAAAAGUACCUACUGACACUAGUGUGUCUCCUUCAUCACAUUGUCUAGUUUCAACAAACACAAACCAUUAAUUGAAUCAUUUUUUUGACAUAAAACAAUAUAGUUUAGUUAUAUUCUAUGAUUAUAGACAUGAAAGGUGAUGCAGAUGCAGGUGCCUUGGGAGCCAAGACAGCAAGAGCAUGUGAUAGCUGUUUAAGAAGAAGAGCACGUUGGUUUUGUGCUGCAGAUGAUGCUUUCCUUUGUCAUGGUUGUGACAAUUUGGUUCACUCUGCAAAUCUAUUAGCAAGUAGACACGAAAGGGUUCGCCUUCAAACCGCGUCUGCUAAGGUAACAACAACAGCACAAGCAUGGCACAGUGGAUUCACAAGGAAAGCAAGAACUCCCCGCCACAACAAAAAUUCGUCGAUUCAACAACAACAGCAACGUCUCAAGGAAAAAGUUCUCUUCAAUACUAGUUUUCUUCCACUUGUUCCUGAACUCGGAGGUGAAGAAGAACAAGGACAAGAACUACUUGUUGAUAUUGAUGAGGCUGAUGAGGAGCAGUUGCUGUGUCGUGUGCCAGUUUUCGAUGCCAACCCUUUUGAUUUAGAGACUUGUACUGUGAAAAAUGAUGCUGUUGAUUUUGAGGAAAUGUGUGACUUGGAUAGUUUCUGUGAGUUUGAUGUUGAUCUUGCUGAAUUUGCAGCUAAUGUUGAAAGUUUACUUGGUGUUGGGAGUAGUGAGAUUCAAGAGAAUUCAUCAGGACAAGUGUUUGAUUAUAAACAAGAGAAUGAAAUGGAUGCAUCCAAAAGUGAAAUGUUAAAGGUUAAGGAUGAAGAACUUGAUGAUUUGGAAUCAGUUUUUGACAUGACAAGUGAUGAUGUUUUUCAUUGGAAUAUUGAUAAUAAUGAUGUAUCACUAGCACAACAAGAGAAAGAGUAUAUGCCUUUGAGUAAUAGUAGUGUUGGUUAUAGUGAGAGCGUUAUUACUAAAGAAGAAACAAAGAGAGAGAGAUUUUUGAGACUAAACUAUGAAGAGGUUAUUACUGAAUGGAGCAGGCAAGGUUCUCCUUCUCCAUGGACUACUGCAAACCCUCCUAAGUUCAAUUGUGAUGAUGAUUCAUGGCAAAACUUAUUGGGUUCAAGUGGUGUAGAAGGAGAAGUAAGAAGCUUAAGGGGGCAAUUAAUGGGAAGUGGUGGAGAUGGAGGAAGAGAAGCAAGAGUAUCAAGGUACAGAGAGAAAAGAAGAACACGUUUGUUUGCAAAGAAGAUAAGAUAUGAAGUAAGGAAAUUGAAUGCAGAAAAGAGACCAAGAAUGAAAGGUCGUUUUGUUAAGAGGACAGCAUGUUUUGCUGGAGGAGCAACUUCUUUUCCAACUAAUUACCACUGACAUGAAUAUCAUCAACUGGUUAUUAAUUAACUUCCAUGUUUGCUUUUCUGCAAAUUUGGAUUGAUUAAUAUUUGGUGCAUGUGGCUGUGUAUAGUAUGUAUUAUAAUAAUAAUAAUGUUUAUUAAUUACUUUACUAGAGUUAAUGUUGCUUGGGAUGUUUCAAUCUAUCUCUAGCUUCAGGUUUAAUUAGUAAUACUAAUGGUAACCCUUCAAUUAUGAGCUAGUUGAUGAUUUGGCUGUUGGUUUUUGUAAGCCUAUUAUUAUUGUUCCUUACUAGAAGUUCACAUUCAAAUGUUGAUGCUAUGCUAUUUAACAUUAGAUUGAAAUGGUUA
Messenger RNA from Medicago truncatula (barrel medic), 1734 nucleotides. RefSeq names its product zinc finger protein CONSTANS-LIKE 16. Gene Ontology annotation, cellular component: nucleus. NCBI's taxonomy places the organism in Eukaryota, Viridiplantae, Streptophyta, Magnoliopsida, Fabales, Fabaceae. The transcript is spliced from 2 exons. Bases 152 to 1402 code for a protein of 416 amino acids. Gene Ontology annotation, biological process: regulation of DNA-templated transcription. The record is from RefSeq and is a predicted model, not a curated record. Gene Ontology annotation, molecular function: protein binding; zinc ion binding.